Molecule: messenger RNA, 1557 nt
Organism: Knipowitschia caucasica
Lineage: Eukaryota; Metazoa; Chordata; Actinopteri; Gobiiformes; Gobiidae
Source: the annotation of a GenBank genome assembly
AUGCUGGCUGAGGCUGUGGACCAGCUCCGCAAAGGAGCCAGCAAGUCGGCCGUGAGGGAGUCCAUGAGGAGCGUGAGGAGCGGGGCGUCUGUAACCUCCAAACUGUCUUCUUCUGCUGUGCCGUGUGACUUGUGUAAAGGAAAGCAGCGCGCUGCAGUGAAAAGCUGCUUAGUUUGUAUGAGUUCUUACUGUGAGUCUCACCUGAAGCCGCAUCAGACGCAGAAGGCUCUGAAACAACACGAGCUGAGUCCUCCCAUCGGAAACCUGGCUGAGAAGAUCUGCACGGCUCAUAAGUAUCUGGAGGAGUUCUACUGUCGGCCCUGUAAGGUGUUUGUGUGCUGGCUUUGCACCAGCAACCAGCACAAAGGCCACGAGUGUGUGUCCACCAAAGCAGAGCGCCAGGACAAGCAGAAAUUAUUUAGUGAAAUUCAAACCGAAACCGCUCAGAGACUGAAGGAUCGAGAGCUGGAGCUGAGAGACAUGAAGAAGAUGAUGGAGGGAGUCAAGCGGUCAGUGGACCUGGUGUUCAGUGACUCGGAGCAGACCCUGUCGGAGCUGCAGAGGUCUGUGGAGCGGCUGCAGGAGCUGCUGGAGGAGCUGAUGGAGCAGGCUCACAGGGAGAAGGUGGGGCAGGCCCAGGAGGUGGUGGAGAGUCUGCAGGAGGAGGUGCAGGAGCUGAGAAGGAGAGACUCUGAGAUGAAAGACCUGUCCCGCACCGAGGACCACAUCCACUACCUGAAGACAUACGAGUCGAUGUGUCGCCCGCUGGACUGUGGGGAGCUGCCUGCCGUCCACGUCAACCACGGCGCCACCUUCGACCCAAUCCGAGAACUGGUGCUGGACCUCAGGGAGAGAGUGGAGGACUUGUGUAACCAAGAACUGACCAAGAUCAGCAAGCAAGUCAAUGACAUCUCUCUGUUCACUCUGGGCCAUCGUGGAGGCGCCAAAGGAUCCAUCCUGAAAAUAUUUUCGGGACUGGGAUCUCGCAGUGCUAAUAAUAGAUCUGCAGUUCCCAGUGUGUCCUCUGGAGGGAGAAGUGCAGAACGGAGAGGGAUCGGUGUUGGAAGCCGAGGCCCAGAUGUUAGAACCAGAGAAACAAAUCAUUUAUCGGUUCCUGAGACCAGGUCCAGAUCCGGUCCCAGUCCGAGGUCCAGUCCGGCCCCGAGCCGCAGAGAGACUCGGUCCUUGUGGAACCGCUCCAGUUCCCAGAGUCUAGCGCCCUCUGCUGUUCCAUCACUGCCUCCUGCUGCUCCUCCUGGUCCUGCUGCUCCUCCUGGUCCUGCUGCUCCUCCUGGUCCCAGUGGUUUCAGUCGAAUGGCAUCGAUCGGGAACAUCUUCAGGUCUCGCCGCGGGACACAGGCCGCACCUGGUCCUGCGGUGCCAGAGUCUCCAAUUGAAGUGAAUCCAGGACUUUUUUUGGACGAUCCAGAAACUACAACAAUGAACUACACUUUCCCUGGAUUGCGAGAGCUGAGUCUGGACAGUCUUCAGGCUCCAGAGCCUCGAUCCAGAGAAGAUCUGCUUCAGAGUAAGUACCAUGUGUCACCUACCAUGUAG